Messenger RNA from Ostertagia ostertagi, 222 nucleotides. NCBI's taxonomy places the organism in Eukaryota, Metazoa, Nematoda, Chromadorea, Rhabditida, Trichostrongylidae. The record is from the annotation of a GenBank genome assembly.
AUGCAUGCUGACAUCGAAGCAAUCAUUCAAUUGUUGAGAGAUAAUAAGGUCUGGGAAUGUGUACGGCCGCAUCUGAAGACGCUGAAGGAAAUGGAAGAGCUGGACCCAGAUGCGCUCCGUAUUGACGCCAAAACCCCUACUGGCAUUGUGAUGUCCGAAAGGCUUGAGACACCGGCAACCGGCUCUGAUGAACACUGCUCUGAUCAUGAACAACCGCACUGA